AUGAAGAAAUUUUAUUCAACAAUACAACAAUUAGAUAUUUUUGGUCAAACAAUAACGCUAAAUAUCAACAAAGAUUCCUACUACAAAACCUUCUUUGGUGGAAUUUCGUCAAUAAUGAUCAUUGCGAUUCUAAUUGCUUUUUUUUUCUCAAACGUUAUGGAUUUCCUAAAUUAAACAGAAAUCAUAUUUUCACUUGAAACGAAGUUCACCAUAAAUCCAGAUGAGAUGAUUUUGACAUCUUAGAAUUAUAUGGCUGCAUUUUCCAUAGAAUAAGUAGGAUAUGUACUCAACCCAUACUUCAACAUCUCAAUAGAAUAAAGACAAUACAUUCGAGAUGAAAACGGGAAGUUAAACAAAAGUGUAACCUACAUCCCAUUGGAAGCUUGCACAUUAUAACAUUUCGAUCUUUUGUUGAACGAAUCAAACAUAAAUUUCGAGGAGCAAUACAAUUAACUUGAUUUCUCAAAUUGGUUGUGCCCCAAAAAGGAUUUUUAAUUCAAACUUAGUGGUACAUAUUCUAGUUAGGAAUUUAACUUUAUCAAAAUCGUUGUAAAUGAUUGUUAAUAGAAAAAGGAGAAUGAAACAGGAUGGAAUCCAGUUUGUGCCUCAGAAUAAAUUAAACAAUAACACCUAUAAAAGGAAGGAUAAUUUAAAUUUUAAAUUUAUUAAGUCAAUUCUGUUGUUAAUCCAGGUUAACCAAAGACCUAUGUGAGCUCAUAUUUGGAUGGAGAAAUGUACUUUACAUUUGUGCCUAAAAAGAUGUCCAGAUAAGCCAACCUAUUUUACAGAAAAUAUUAAUUCUUGAAUGAUUUAUCACUAUUGCCACUGGAGAAUAUCCAAGAAGAGGAAGUUGUUGUUAGAGAGAACUCAGAUUAUAGAGAUUUAACAGAGUUAGGAAGGGAUACCGAUAGCAAUUACGCAGUUAUUUAUUUGAGGAGAAGUUAAUUUACUGAGAUUGUGAAUAGAAGAUAUACUUAGAUAGGGGAGCUUCUUUCUUAUUUAGGAGGCUUUCUAUAAAUAAUGAUAACUGGACUAGGGAUCUUCAUUAUGUACUAUAAUAAGGUUUAAAUGCAGAUCGAACUAUCAAAUAAGUUAUAUAAUUUUAAGAUAAAUUCUGGGAAUGAGUAAAAUUAGACAAGUAUAAUAAAACCUAGUUAAAUAUUGAAUGCAAAGGGUCUAUCAAUAUCUGUUGAAGACUCGUAGAAUUAGAAUUUAAAUGAGAGUAUGGCUGAUGAUAAAUAAAAGAAGAAUUAUCUAAAGAAGGCGAUUAUUAAAUAGUUUUAGUAGUUGAAUAGGGUUAGUCUAUCAAUAAAGUUAAUCUUAAAUUAGUUGACUUUCGGAUUAUUGUUCAAUAAUAACGAUUCGCAAUUUUUGACGAAGGCUAUUAAUAAAGUGAAUAAUGACCUCAACAUCCACGAUAUCCUUUACAAGGUUUAGGAAGUAUAGAAAUUGAAGCAAGUAUUAUUGAGAAGAUCUUAAAUUAUUUUAUUUAAUUUCACUCCUAAGCCCCUGAUUACUCUGGAUGAUGAUUAUCAUUUGCCGAAUCGAAUGGAUAUUGAAGAGAAUUUAAGUGAUUUGAUUAAUUCGAAUUUCGGAGAAAAGAAUGAAAAUAACGAAAAGAGCGAUAAGAAUUUGUUCACUGACUUAUACCAUGCUUAUUUGGAGAUAAAGAAGGAAUUGGAAGACGAGUCAAUGCCUUUUUGUUAGUUUUCUUUGAAUGCGUAAUUAGCCUUAGAAUUAGGUCCGUAAAUGCAGGAUAUAUUCAAGAAUUAGGAGUAGAUUGAGAAUCAGGAAAAGGUGGCAUACUCAGUUAUAUUAAAGUCUGUAAAUGAAUGA
Molecule: messenger RNA, 1836 nt
Organism: Paramecium tetraurelia
Lineage: Eukaryota; Ciliophora; Oligohymenophorea; Peniculida; Parameciidae
Exons: 8
Biological process (GO): reciprocal meiotic recombination
Cellular component (GO): nucleus
Molecular function (GO): double-stranded DNA binding
Source: RefSeq, a predicted model, not a curated record